GGGGGCGGUCCUGGGAGCCGGGGGCCGCCGAGGAGACCCACGUGCCGGGAGGAGCCGGCGGGGCCACGUGACGCGCCGCGGCGGGGCCGCAGCCCAGAAAUAGCCUCGGCGGCAGUUCCGCCCGCGGGCGGCGCGAGCGAGAGCCCAGACAGGAGGACGCCGGCUGGCGGGCGGCGCGGAGGAUGCCUGUGCGCCCCGGCCCGGCCCGGCCCCGAGCACAUGAUGGCGAUACGCGAGCUCAAAGUGUGCCUUCUCGGGGACACCGGGGUUGGGAAAUCAAGCAUUGUGUGUCGAUUUGUCCAGGAUCACUUUGAUCACAACAUCAGCCCUACCAUUGGGGCAUCUUUUAUGACCAAAACUGUGCCUUGUGGAAAUGAACUUCACAAAUUCCUCAUCUGGGAUACUGCUGGUCAGGAACGGUUUCAUUCACUGGCUCCCAUGUACUACCGAGGGUCUGCUGCAGCAGUUAUAGUGUACGAUAUCACCAAGCAGGAUUCAUUUCAUACCUUGAAGAAAUGGGUUAAAGAGCUGAAAGAACAUGGUCCAGAAAACAUUGUAAUGGCUAUUGCUGGGAACAAAUGUGAUCUCUCUGAUAUCAGAGAGGUUCCCCUGAAGGAUGCUAAAGAAUAUGCUGAAUCCAUAGGUGCCCUCGUGGUUGAAACAAGUGCAAAAAAUGCCAUUAACAUCGAAGAGCUCUUUCAAGGAAUCAGCCGCCGGAUCCCACCCUUGGACCCCCAUGAAAAUGGAAACAGUGGAGCAAUCAAACUGGGGAAGGCGGGCACGCAAGCCAGCCGGCGGUGCUGCUAACCCAGGGGCCGUGGUCCACAGUACCUGAAGAAGCCAGAGCCCACGUCCCCAUGUACUGCUGAAGGACCCCAUGCUGGGUGGCCUGACACCUCACUUUGAGAAGAGUGAGCACACUGGCUUUGUGUCUUGGAACGUCUCCACAGAGCAGUGUGGGAAAUGUCCUCAAAAAAGGAGUUUAGAAAACUUUGGAAAAACCGACCAUAGAACCACAAAAUGGCCUUUAGUGUAUGAAAUACACACAGGCAGGAUUAUACUUAUUAGGUAAUAAGUAUAGUUGCAUUUUGUUUUUGUUAAAAACCUUAAAACAUUCUUGGUUUUGUAUAAAAGUCUUGCUGCCUUGUUAUGUGUAUGGGGUCCUAAAGGGGUGUCCCACUCACAUUCCCUGUCUUACCAUGCCAAAUUUCAGUGACUUCUUCAGUGCCAUUGCCUUUAUUACCUAACCAUCCUUCACUGGAGGGAAAUUUAAUUUAGAAGGUUAGUUUUUAGCUAGGUUUGGAAGCAAGCCUUUAUUUAUUACCUUUGUGGAGGAAAUCAGGAAUGUAAUUGGUCCAUUGCUCAUUGCUCAGACAGAGACUUGAGCUAUUAUAAAGGGGGAGAGAGAUACAUUAGAAGCUGUCAUCUACAUCUCUUUUAAUUGGUAAAUAUUUUUCUAAGUUUUGGCCAUAUGAAAACAAACCAAAUUUGACCAAAUGAAAUAUUGCAUAUAGUUCUGGGAUUGGGAAGCCUAGUUUGAAAGAGGCAUUUAAAUAAUGACUAUGUAAGUGGUGAUAGAUGUAGGAUAUAAAUAUUAUUCAGGAGACCACCUGACAUGCAUCACCUAUAUAGUAAUAAAUUCCUGCUCACUUAGAUAAGUUUAUGCACUUGGUAUUAUUUUACUAAGAGAAUAUGUCCUGGUGUCAUCUAUAGGGAAGAAGAUUAGUUGGAAUUAAGUUUUUUUUGUUGUUGUUGCAGUUUUUGGCCGGGGCCCGGUUUGAGCCACAGGCGCUGCCCGCUGGAAUUAAAUUUAACUCUAAAUCAUAUGGCAAACUUUCUAAUAAUAGCAAUUAAUAAUAAGUUAUAGUAAAACCAGCCAGAGGAAGCAUUAGCAUCUUAAAAUUCUAUACCCCCAAACUAUAAAAUCAGAGAAAGCAUUUUAAAUGUUGCCACGCUUGGGGAGUAGGGUAGUCAGGCUAAUCAGAGGUCCAAGCCUGGAGUGCCAGUGAACGGAGAAUAGGCACCAAUGAAAACCUUCCUUUUCAGAUUCUCUGAAUCCAAGUAAAGAAAGAAAAGGCACAGAAGGGAAGAAAAGCGAUUCCCAUUGAAAAUUCAAACCUUAUUACCAUUCUAACGUUCAUAUAAACUUGGAAUCAAGAAGCAUUUGGUCUCCUGUCAAGGCCCAUACUGGGAAGUGAUUCUUAACCUUUCCCAAUCCAAUUUUUCUGCCUCCCAAAUACUCCUCAGCCCCUAUUUAUUUUGGGCAGGAAAAAGGUUGAUGUAUUGUAAUUAUCCUACAGUUUUUAAAGAGAAAAACAUAAAUAUGAA
Messenger RNA from Otolemur garnettii (small-eared galago), 2328 nucleotides. It is a transcript of the gene RAB31, whose product is annotated as RAB31, member RAS oncogene family. The coding region runs from base 220 to 807 and encodes 195 amino acids. The transcript is spliced from 7 exons. Gene Ontology annotation, molecular function: GTP binding; GTPase activity. NCBI's taxonomy places the organism in Eukaryota, Metazoa, Chordata, Mammalia, Primates, Galagidae. The record is from RefSeq and is a predicted model, not a curated record.